Molecule: messenger RNA, 2703 nt
Organism: Cordyceps militaris CM01
Lineage: Eukaryota; Fungi; Ascomycota; Sordariomycetes; Hypocreales; Cordycipitaceae
Product: topoisomerase I
Exons: 4
Coding region: 1-2703 (900 amino acids)
Biological process (GO): DNA replication; chromosome segregation; DNA topological change
Cellular component (GO): nucleolus; chromosome
Molecular function (GO): DNA topoisomerase type I (single strand cut, ATP-independent) activity; DNA binding
Source: RefSeq, a predicted model, not a curated record
AUGGCUUACAGCGGCACCAGCUCCGACGAUGAUAUGCCUCUUGCUAGGCCGAAUGGAAAAGUUUCGGCUGCAAAGAUUACCGCAUCGAUGGACAAGGCACUCGAUCGCUCGGUGCCCAAACCAUCUGGCGGUGGUGAAGGAAUUCUCGUCCGUCGUAACAACUCGGACGCGAUGGAGGUCGACGGUGCUGUGAACAAUAAGCGCAAAUCCCGCACAUCGAUCACGAAAAUUCAUUACAAAAUUGACUCGGAUAGCGACGGUGAGCCUUUGGCCAAGCGACAAAGAUCGAACCAGGCUCUGGAGUCUGACUCUGAUGAUGAACCCAUCAGCAAAUCAAAGUCGACCCCUCGCAAGGCCGUUGACGAUUCUUCCGAUGACGAUAUUCCGCUGGGCAACCUGGCUAAGAAGAAGGCCGCCAUCGAGAAGGUAGCUGCCAAAGAGGCUCAGGCUAUCCGCGCCAAGGAGGCGAAAAAGAAGGCAACACCCAGGAAAAGCAUCAAAAACGAGUCUGAUGAUGACGCCCCUCUUGCGAAGUCAUCUUCGAACAAGAGACAAUCGAAUGGCGUCGCAGCCAAGCGCAAGUCGAACGGCGUAAAGAAGGAGGAGUCUGACUCUGACGUGCCAAUUUCGAAGAAAUCCAAGGCUACCACGUCAGCUAAAAAGGGCAAGUCUGCUCCCGCCAAACAAACGAAGAAGGCAGGCAAGGAAGAAGAAGAGGAAGAGGAGGAGUAUGAAUGGUGGAAUGCAACCAGGCCUGAGGACGACUCCAUCAAGUGGCAAACACUGGAGCACAACGGCGUUUUAUUUGCUCCUGCCUACGAGCCUCUCCCGAAGCAUAUCAAGCUCAAGUACGAUGGCCAGGAUGUCACUCUGCCUCUCGAAGCUGAGGAAGCAGCCAGCUUCUGGGUUGCUAUGAUGACGCCUGCGUCUUCCCACCAUCUUGAGAACCCCACGUUUCGACAAAAUUUCUUCGAAGACUUCGCUGAGAUUGUCAAGAAGGCAGGUGGUGCCAAGAACUCGGCCGGUGACAAGGUGCCCAUCAAGAGUUUAGAAAAGUGCGAUUUUGGAAACAUGUACGACCACUGGCUCGCGAAGACGGAGGCCAAGAAAAACAAGAACUUGUCCAAAGCUGAGAAGGACGCUGCCAAGGCUGAGAAAGACAAGCUGGAGGCGCCAUACAUAACAUGUCUUUGGGAUGGCAGAAAGCAAAAAGUUGGCAACUUUCGCGUUGAACCCCCCAGCUUGUUCCGUGGUCGGGGCGAGCAUCCCAAAACUGGUCGAGUGAAAAGUCGAGUUUGGCCCGAGCAAAUCACAAUCAACAUUGGCAAGGAGGCCAAGGUUCCAGAGCCGCCCAAGGGCCACAAGUGGAAGGCUGUCCAGCAUGACCAAAAGGCUACAUGGCUUGCCAUGUGGCAAGAAAACAUCAACGGCGCCUACAAGUACGUCAUGCUGGGAGCUGCCAGUGAUGUCAAGGGGCAGAGUGAUUUCAAGAAAUUUGAAAAGGCCCGCGAACUGAAGAAGCACAUUGACAAGAUUCGCCGUGAUUACAACAAGGAGCUCAAAAGCGAAAUCAUGGCUGAUCGUCAAAGAGCUACGGCCAUGUACCUGAUUGACAAGUUGGCGCUAAGAGCGGGCAACGAAAAAGAUACCGAGAACGAAGCCGACACUGUAGGCUGCUGCUCGCUCAAGUUCGAGCACAUUUCGCUCGAGCCGCCAAACAACGUCACUUUCGACUUCCUCGGCAAAGAUAGUAUUCGAUACAAUGAAACCGCGAAGGUCGAUGCACAAGUCUUCAAGAACCUAAAACUGUUCAAGAAGGCGCCAAAGUCUGAUGGAGAUGACCUUUUUGAUCGCCUAACCACCUCGCAACUGAACAAGCACUUGAACAGUUACAUGCAAGGUCUCACGGCCAAGGUAUUCCGUACUUACAACGCUUCGUUCACCAUGUCGCGACUUCUUCGAGAGCUGGAGAAUGACCCUCGCUCCAAGGGCUCGGUUGCGGAGAAGGUUAAGCUGUACAAUGAUUGCAACCGGCAGGUUGCCAUUCUCUGCAACCACAAGCGCUCAGUCGGUGCUAGCCACGAGCAGCAGAUGCAGAAGAUGGGCGACCGUAUCAAGGGCCUACGAUAUCAGCAAUGGCGCACCAAGAUGAUGAUUCUUGAUAUCGAUCCGAGCCAGAAGAAGAAGAAAGGCGCUGCCUACUUCCAACUUGACGAGGAGAUUGAUAAGGAAUGGGUUUUGGCGCACCAGCAGUUCCUUGUCGAAGAGCAGCGCACCAAAAUCACCAAGAAGUUUGAAAAGGAUAAUGAGAAGCUCAAGGCGGAUAAGGAGAAGCCGCUGCCGGAGAAGGAGCUUAAGGAGCGUCUCCUAGCUGCUAAGGAGCUCGAAACCAAGUUCAAGAAGGAGAACAAAACGAAAAAGGUUGAGGCGGAAGGACGCGGCCCGACUGUGGAAAAGUUUGUCACGGCCGUGGAGAAGCUUGAUGACCGCGUCAAGGUGUUGGAGUUGCAAGCUGAAGACCGUGAUGGAAACAAGGAAGUGGCCCUGGGUACUUCCAAGAUUAAUUACAUCGAUCCUCGCCUGACGGUCGUUUUUUCAAAAAAGUUUGACGUUCCUAUUGAGAGGUUUUUCUCGAAGAGUCUACGAGACAAGUUCCGAUGGGCCAUCAAGUCGGUCGAGGAUGCCGACGACUGGGAGUUCUGA